Molecule: messenger RNA, 537 nt
Organism: Symbiodinium sp. CCMP2592
Lineage: Eukaryota; Dinophyceae; Suessiales; Symbiodiniaceae
Source: the annotation of a GenBank genome assembly
AUGGGCCUUUUGGGAGAGCAGAAGACCUCUCCGCAUCGGCUACGUCUGGUGCUUUUGUCGCUGUGGCUCGUGGCUGGUGGCCUCGUGGCUGUGGCACAGUGUGUGGGCUUGUCCACCAGCCAGCUUACCUAUGCCCUCUAUGGCAGCCUCCUCGGCCUCCUCCCAGGCAUGCUCCAUCUCCGACGCAGCAAGAGCGAAAAGCCGCCACGCGCCAUCUGUCGCUACGCUGGUGCAGUAGCGAUUCCGGCCACGGGCAUCUUCGUGUCCUUGUACCCGUUCCUGCCCAUGUGCCGGUGGCACUCCUUCAUGACAGAGGGAGAGCCCCCGAAAGACGCCGGGCAGUGGUUCCUGCGCUGGGUGGACGCCAUCGCCUGCGUCGGGAUCACCGUUGUGGCUGCGCUGGCCAUGAAGACGAAGCACAAAAAGUCCAACUACAUCCGCCAUGCCGUCUGGGCUAUCGUCGGAAGUUGGAUGCUGGUGGUGCUCCUCGCAUCCACCACCUUUUUUCCGGAGAAGCCUCUUGGCAGGGAGUUGUGA